Molecule: messenger RNA, 1173 nt
Organism: Adineta ricciae
Lineage: Eukaryota; Metazoa; Rotifera; Eurotatoria; Adinetida; Adinetidae
Source: the annotation of a GenBank genome assembly
AUGUGGAAUCAAAUUACCAAUGGGACAACGCGUGAAGAUGGUGCUUACUUACUCGAAAAACAUAAACAUAUGACACUUCCAACAAUUUCGAAGAAAUCUCAACAAUUAGAAGAUCAUUCGAUGAAUACAUCUUGUACGCCAGCAAAUCUUCAUAUGAAUCCGUUUCUUUCGACACUGUUCCCCAAUCUUACGUCUCCACAACAACAGCAACAAUUCUUUACACAAUUAUUACUUUCUGGAGCGACUUGCCCUCCGUUAUUAUCAUUUACUAAUAAUCCUCUUACGAAUGCAUUACAAUUACUUCUCAAUAAUAGUGCUCUUCUAUUUCAACAACAAAAUUCUUCACUCGGUGCAAUACCGACACUUGUGGAUAAUAACAAAACACAAAAAUCCUCACACGCAGAAUCGAUUUCCGCAAGAGCAAAUUCCCCUAUUAAUAUGAAAUAUCGAAACGAAUCAAUCGAUUGCAGUUUAUCGGAUACCAACGAAAAAUCCGCUUUUGACGAUGAAGAUAAUUCUCCGACAAUAGCAACGACACUUGCAACACUGCCUUUGAAUAACAACGAAGCAGCGAUAACGUCAACAACGACAGUCGAUGGAAUUAAUCUAGAUGAAAUCAAGAAGUUUGCUAAAGCUUUCAAAUUACGAAGGUUAGCAUUAGGUUUAACCCAGACACAGGUUGGUCAAGCACUGAGUGUUACGCGCGGUCCAGCUUACAGUCAAUCGGCCAUAUGUCGUUUUGAAAAGCUCGAUAUAACACCGAAAAGUGCUUCCAAAAUAAAGCCGGUACUGGAGAAAUGGAUGCACGAAGCUGAAUUGAAAUAUGGUGAUCGUUUAAAAAAUGGUCCGACCAAUUUGCAUGAACUUGUAACAGAUCUCAACACGAAAAAACGUAAACGACGAACAUCAUUCACUCCUCAAGCAUUGGAAAAACUAAACGACGCAUUUGAAUUGAAUACACAUCCAUCUGGCAUUGAUAUGUCAACACUUGCCCAACUGCUAAAUUAUGAUCGAGAAGUCAUCCGUGUUUGGUUUUGUAAUAAACGACAGGCGUUGAAGAAUUCCGCGAAGAAAUUCAAACCCAACCAGAUCACUGACGAUAAUGACUCAACUAACAGUUCAUUGCUGGAUACAAAAUUAAUCGAUACAACGAAUCAUUCGGAUAAUGAAUAG